Molecule: messenger RNA, 1531 nt
Organism: Lytechinus variegatus (green sea urchin)
Lineage: Eukaryota; Metazoa; Echinodermata; Echinoidea; Temnopleuroida; Toxopneustidae
Product: tachykinin-like peptides receptor 99D
Exons: 1
Coding region: 832-1458 (208 amino acids)
Biological process (GO): G protein-coupled receptor signaling pathway
Cellular component (GO): plasma membrane
Molecular function (GO): tachykinin receptor activity
Source: RefSeq, a predicted model, not a curated record
GGUUAGAUGCGAAAGAAAGAGCGGGAAGUACAUGCAUCGCUCGUAGCAAACCAUCGUUCGAAGAUGGAACAGGUUUUAUUUUAUUUGUAGAUGAGCCUCUCCCUGAAUGCCCUGUCUGCCUCGCUAGCCGGUGGACUAGUAUUAAUCUGAUCGUAGACUGGGAUAGCGAGGAGUGUAGAUACUGAAACCAUCCAAACGAUUCAGAGGUAUUAUAUCUGUCAUAGUUUUUUUGUAAUGGAGAAUAUUCGAUGAGGAAUCACUUCUGUUGCCUUUGGUUGCCUUGGAAUCAGGUUUUAUGCUGAAAGAUAGUUCGAGGCUGGAUUCACUCUUUGGUUUCCUUUUUGAAUAAUUGAACGCCUCACUUGUUAUACUUGAUAUCGUUUCUUUGGAUGUGAAGCCUUUGUUAUAAUGCAUGAUCUUUAACUCAGAUCAGCAAUAUUGACAGCGAGAAUUUAAAGCUUCGAUCUCCCUCACCCCCUCGAGCAAUUUAUUUGUUUACACGUUGGUGUUUUCUUUCAGAGGGUCAUAACUUUCAAUUCACUAUUUGGUUUGUUUUAACUGAUGCUCUCUAAGAUUCGGCAACAAAUCACUUCAGCAAAGUUGCAUGAAACGAAAAGUGGUUAAAAUCAAAGUGAUAAAGAAUCAAGCUAAAUCACGUCAUUGGAAUCCAUAUUCUAUGAUCAGCAAUGUUAAUUUGGAACAAGGAUUGUAUGGUUAGCAAAUAAAGUAGUUUUGCCGUUCGAUAUCGAAGAUAAUGCUGUUGAAAACCACACGUUGCCUCAGAAGCUGUGUUUCUGGAUUAUCUUAACUGUGCAGGAUUUUACAGUCAACAUGGAAAGCAUCGUUAAUGUAACAGCUGAUUCCCCUGUUGAAUCGCAUCCAGGAUUUGUAGGUGUCUUCUCCUUCAACUUCAGCGCUACCCAUACGGCUAGCGUCGAAUCUGUCAUCUGUUGGAGUAUCCUCGCCAGCUCCAUCAUGGCCAUCGCUGGGGCAGGGAACAUCAUCGUCAUCUGGAUCGUCCUAACCAACCCGAGAAUGAGGACGGUAACGAACUAUUUCCUCCUGAACCUUGCAGUCGCGGACACAAUGAUAGCCACAAUUGACAUGCCAUCUAUGUUCACUUACAUCGUUACAGAGAACUGGCCCUUCGGACUUGUCGGCUGCAGGAUUGCCAAGUUUGUGGCGAAUCUGUCAGCAGUGGCUAGUAUCCUGUCCUUGAUGGCUGUGACCGUUGACCGAUUCCGCGCCAUAGUUCAUCCGCUCCUACCUCGGCUACCUAAACGGGUCAUUAUUGGAUCGGUCAUAUCUAUCUGGAUUGUAGCAGCAGCGUGGACAAGCCCGAGGUUCUUCUUUGCUCGCCAGUACAAGUUCAUCUACUCAGAUGGAACGGAAAGGGUGCAUUGUUACAUCAUAUGGCCACCCGAUGGCCAACCCUACGGAUCUUAUGAUGUAGCGUGAGUAUUCUUAAUUAAAAUACCGUAUACACUAUGACAAAUGGUCAAAUAGAGCUACAAUGCAGGGUUGGUGGUAC